AGUACAUGUAAGUCGGGGAAAUCAUUGUCCAUCUCAGAGUUGUCAUUCAGAACCUGAAGAUCUUCAUCCUGUCACCAUUCAUAGCAAGAGGCCCUUCAUAAACCACGUAGACCAAAUUUGCGGUCACCUCCUUUCCCUUCGAAGACUUUUGGCCACACAAAUAUUUGGAUAUUUGUAUACAUGUAUGGAGCGUAGACUUUAACCAAAAACACCCUCCUCCGUCUAACGCCCCUCACCUUUCCAAAUUUCUACGUGGUUUAUGAACUGUCACCGAUGAGCUUACACGGAGAGACGAAACUACCCAAAAGUGAGUUCUUUCCACCCAACUUCGGAGCUGCGUGCGUCAAGCCAAUUUUGAGUUGAUGGAAUCGAUGUUUUUGUUGGGUUGUUCCCGCUUGCUUCCAUGUUGUUGCUGCCAACACUGUCCGAUUUGACAUCGGUGAUGACAUGAAUCUGCCAACAGCCAAACGAUGACAUGCAGAAAAGAGAAGUAUGAAAUGAGAAGUCUUUGUCAUGGCCUGAGAGCCAAAAUACGUGCAAGUGGAACGAAUACCCAAAGUUAUUCGUUAUUAAACGUAAAGCUUAUAUUAAUUAUGCUAUAUCUACAAAGGAACUUAAAUCUACAGUUGUAACUUAUAACUAGAAACAUUCCUACACGAUCAAACUUGUUGCUGGACAAAUACGUUAGACGAGCACAAACGAGCUCCAAACCGAAAUUUGUAAGAUAAACCUUAACUAUGCUUUCUUGUAUACUAAUUAAAAUAAAACAUUCCAGCUUUAAGCUGUAUCGCACCCAGAAUAACUCGGAGUUUGCGUAAUGCUAAAAAGAGUUCGGAUAAACGAAUUGCUCCCGCAACAAACUUAAAGAAAUUUCGUGGUAAAAUUUCACGAUCUGUCUAACAUAUCGAAAAUGGGAGACUGCGACCAAACUCCGCGCCCCAAAUUGCAGAACGAAGUCCGUACGGGAAGCUGCGACAAUCUUCCGCGCCCCGAAUCAUCCAAUGAAGCUAGAACGGGAGGAUGCGGCAAAUUUUCGCACCCCGAUACAUAUAAGAAGCUACCGAUGACCAGCCGCAGUUGUUUACGAGUUAGCCCCUCAUCAACCAAGAGUGGGGUGAAUGAUCGCAUAGCUCUAAGGCUAAAACAACUAGAUGAAGAACGCGCAAUCCAGCAGCGCAUACUAGACGUUGAGGAACGGAUUCUGGCAUUCGAGAGGAAGGCUAUGCAGGCAAAAUACGAACUGUUGCAGAAACUACUCGCGAAGAAGAGCUCUGUACGUAGCGAGAAAACGGACAUCAAACCGUUGAUCAAUAACAACAAAUCGACGGCCGACGUACAAGCUGACACACUGAAACGAUCACUAGUACGGUCGGAAAACUACCCAUGUCUACCAAAACAGCUGAUGCAAGUUGGAAACGCCGCUGAUCAGCUAUACUUUUGCGAGACUCAGCCUCAGAGCUCCAGCGCGAUUCUCGAAGUGAAUCCAAAGGUUUUAAACAUAUCCAGCUCCAGCAACGACAACAUGGAGCCAACCAAACGUGAUAUCCGCGCUGCUUCCUUAGCAGCGAUAAAAGGUCUGGUGAACGGCGAUAGUAUCGCGCCUCCCGACGAUAAGGGUUACCGAGAGCGAGUGCGUAUUUCAGAUCAACGAAAAAGGCAUAAUCAAAACAAAACGAUCUUUUACUGCGAUCGUCUCACAGUCACGGUGCAUGUACAGUGGCCGAAACAGCUCGCACCACCAUCAAACCGGUGGGGAACAGUGGUUAAUAUGAUCCAACUACAGGUGUGGAAGCGCCCUGAUCUUCGAUCAACAAUGAUUGAGGUUGAAACGGUUCACUGUCAGUUGGACCCGGACACAGGACAGUUCCCGAAGGUUAAACGGAAUUUUGAUACGAUGGAUACGAAAUUCAAUGGAAAAUUCUCUUUGGUGUCCCAGAAGAGAUACGAUCGGUUGGGUACUGUGAAAAGUAACAUGUUUUCAGCUACCUUAGAGGAAAUCAAAAUUAACAUCGUUACAAGGGCGAAAAUGCAGCCAAAUUCUAUGCUUUACAACUCGACCGACGACGAUCAAUUUCUUGACUACGCUUCUACGUCGAACACAGAUGCUACAGCAGGUUCUGUGGUUGAGAUUUCCGAUUCCGAUCAAUCUCCGACAUCAACGCCAGCACAGCUCAAGUCAGGCACGACACUCACCGUUAUAUCCGAAAGAUCACUGUCGAUCAUCUCCGAGAGAAUCAACCCUAGAUCAGCAGAGCAGCGCAACUCAUCGUUGUCAUACCAUCGACAAGAGAAUCGUGUUCUACUUCGAGCUCACAAUGAUUGUGAUCAACAUCGAACCCUUCAACGAUCCAGCUCUGGUAUUCGCAGCCGAUCUCUGCUAGGCCGAUUUGUCGUACAGCGUUUAUCGUUUCGAGAUCUCACAACCACUUGGACAGGUACCGUUCCGAACAAAACCGAAAUGAAGUACACGGAGAUCCACUCAUAUCAUGGUCUGCUCUUAGUUCAAUGGGAACGGCACAGAGUUUUCUGUUUGGCAUUAGAAGUUACUUGCUGGCGUUCGUCAGUACAGCAAGAGAAGCAGUGCGACACACUUGCGAUUUGCGGUCAGAUUGCCAUCAUUGGCACUAAUUGUCAAAAGUUGUUCCAUGGAAUGAAGAAAACAACCGCUUUCAAGAAGCAUGAGUUUUAUGAAAUCUGCAGUAACGGGAUGGUAAAAGUUGAUCGUAUCAGAAAUGACACUCUAAAACCACAUAUGCCAGUAGUAUUCGCCCAACUAAACUCGACUUCCUCAAUCAAGUCCGCUGAAACUCAUCACGAAGCUCUACAGGUAACGGUGCUCGAAGACCUAAAUCUUAUCAGUGUGAACAACAUCACGGAUGACUUCAAGGAUAACCCACCCAAGGGAUCUGUUGGCUUUACAUCUCGAGUCAUCAUUUUAGACCAUCCCGGUCAGAUCGACAACAAAUACACCGAGGAGGACGCUCCACCGGGGGUAGGUCGCGCAAUUCUGGAUAGGAAACAAACAGCCGCCGCCAGUUCCACCAACUCAAUGAACUUCAUGGACGCUACUAGUGACAGGUACACUUUGGGCAUCGAAAGGGUUUAUGAAAGAGAGAAAACUCUCGCCAACUCCGGACAUCAAGAUCUGUUAUCUGUCUGCCGCGAUCACCAACAUCGAUCACAACAACACCAACAGUGUGCUACAGUUUCGACGCGAUGCUUGAAUCCUGAUUGAAUCAACAUGCAUAACUGAAGGGAAAUGUUUAUAGAAGGCAUCGUGCACAGCACAAAGGCCGAAGUAGUUUUUUUUUUGAAUUUGAUUUUUUAUUUGAUAGAUUUAUUGGAAUUUGUAACAAGCCUGGUAGCAGGUCAAUUAAAGCAUUGGAUUGUCGAUACGCUGGCAGAUUCAUGGAAUCGCAACAUUGGUAAAACUGAACCUCUGGCCAGUGUUACGGGGGGGAGUAUGUUGCUGCCAACACUGUCCGAUUUGACAUCGGUGAUGACAUGAAUCUGCCAACAGCCAAACGAUGACAUGCAGAAAAGAGAAGUAUGAAAUGAGAAGUCUUUGUCAUGGCCUGAGAGCCAAAAUACGUGCAAGUGGAACGAAUACCCAAAGUUAUUCGUUAUUAAACGUAAAGCUUAUAUUAAUUAUGCUAUAUCUACAAAGGAACUUAAAUCUACAGUUGUAACUUAUAACUAGAAACAUUCCUACACGAUCAAACUUGUAAGUAUUUAAUUAUUCCAAAAAUGUAUUGUUCUAACCUACAUCUGAAUUAUCACAGGUUGCUGGACAAAUACGUUAGACGAGCACAAACGAGCUCCAAACCGAAAUUUGUAAGAUAAACCUUAACUAUGCUUUCUUGUAUACUAAUUAAAAUAAAACAUUCCAGCUUUAAGCUGUAUCGCACCCAGAAUAACUCGGAGUUUGCGUAAUGCUAAAAAGAGUUCGGAUAAACGAAUUGCUCCCGCAACAAUGUGAAAAAAAUACCUAAUUUUAAGUUUUUCCACCCAACCGAAUUUUUGACUAGGUUGUAUUUACUCUAAUUUGAGUACUGUGCUAGAAACUCAGUGUUGGCUUGACGCACGGAACUGCAAAAGCUGGGGUGUUUCUCGCUUCACUCUCUGACAACAAUAGAAAGAGCGCAUGAAAAGGGAGAUGAAAAAGAACUCAAAAUUGAGUUUAAAAGUUCCUAAUUUUGAGUUUUUCAGUUUCUCCGUGUACAUCCAUUUGAUCUGUACCGUUAAUUAGUUUGUUUAGUGUACCACGUUAAUUGGGUCGUUUAGUGAAUAAAAUAUUGCUAAUUUCUAUAUCCUAAUCGAAAGAGCUCAUUUUUCCGAGUAUAACGUGAUUUUAUUGCUAUCCAAUUCCUUUGUUUUGAUGGUUAAAUAAACAAAACAAAUUAAUUUUUUGUGGAUAGAAUGACAGCUCAUUCGAUAAAAUGACAGUUCGCCCCAAAAAAAAAUGUUCCUCAUACAAACUGUAAUUGCAUGUUAAAAUAGUUCCCGGCCACCAAAAAAUAUGAUAUUUCAAAUUUCGACUAAUUUUUGGAUGGAGAAUUCGAUUAUGGAAUAAUCGGAAUACCCCUAAAGAACCCAAUUUCGAAUCGUUAAUUUUGAAUCGAAUUUCUGGGUUGUAUACCGUUUCACCGAAAACCAUCUGCCAUGCCUCAAAACAGUGGGAACGGUAUUUUUCAACUGCUAAUAUCUCAGCCGUUUUUCAUCCGAUUUGCAAAAUUUUUGAAGCUAUAAAUUUUCCCAGCCUUCUAGAUGAAUAUAAAAUUUUCAAACUAUGGAUUUGACCAAAGUUCUAUUAUAGAGUACUCAAAAACUCGGAGCAAGUACCUUAAAAAAUGCUGUUUUUCUGGAGCCAUUCCGAAUGUAAAGUAGUUUCCACGCAUAUUUUAAUGUUGAAUUGCCCAUAUUGAUAAAGCAAAAUUAUUGCAAAGGAAUAUAUGGAGAUACUCAAUAUUUAAGACUAUAAAAUCUUCACAAAAUUACGUAUAACACAGAAAAUUUGUAUAUUUGGUUUGAACUUUGUAUUCAUCGCCACAACCCCUGUGUUUAUUGCUUGAAAACAAUCACGUGCACAUGACAAAGCUUUUUCCAAACGAUUGUGAAAAGUGUGAAUCUUUGAAACUACAAAAUUUUCAUAAAAUCACGUAUAAUACAGGAAAUUAGUAUUUUCAGUUUGAACUUUACGUUCAUCGCGACAAUCCCAUGUUAUAUUGCUUGAAAACAACCACGUGUACAUAAAAAUACAUUUACAGAUAAAUGAGGACAAGUGUGAAUCAUAAAAAUUACAAAAUUUUCACAAAACUACGUAUAAUACAAAAAAUGUAUAUUCGGUUUGAACUUUACAUUCAUCGCGACAACACCUGUGUUUUAUUGCUUAAAAACAAUCAUGUGUACAUGAAAAAACUUUCUCCGAACGAUUGUGAAAAGUGUGUAUCUCAGGAACUACAACAUUUUCACAAAAUCACGUAUAAUACAGGAAAUUUUCAGUUUGAACUUCACGUGCAUCGCGACAACCCUUGUGUUUAUUGCUUGAAAACAAUCACGUGCACAUAGGAAAACUUUUUCAAAGCAUUUGUGACAAGUGUGAACCAUCAUAACACCAAAAUCUUCACAAAAUUAGGUAUAAUACAGAAAUUUUGUAUAUUCGGUUCGAGCUUUACAUUCAUCGUGACAAUCGUUGUGUUAUAUUGUUUCAAAGCAAUCACGUGUACAUAGGAAUAAAUUUACAGAGCACUGGGAACAAGGAUUCCUUCAUAUUUUUUCUAGGCAUUCCUACAGAAAUUGUUUCAUGAAUUGUUGACAAAACUUUCCUGAGAUUUUCUAAGUUAUUCCUCGGACCUGGUGUGACGGAACUGUUUAGGGAUUCCCUUCGGAAUUUCUUCAGAUUCUUCAGGAAUUCCUCUAGGGAUUUCUUCAGGAACUGCUAUAGAAUUACACCAGGAAUUUCCCUAGGAAUUCCUAUAGGAUAUUUUCCAGGAAUUCUUCAAGGGAUUCCUCCAAGGGUUUUUCCAGAUACUCCUACAGGAAUUCCUCCAAAGAUUUCUCCAGUAAUUUAUUCAAGGGUUUCUCCAAGAAUUCCACUACGAAUUCUCCUCGGCAUUCUUCCAGGAAUUUAUUCAGGGAUUUUCCAGGGAUUCCAACUUGAACUCAUGAAGAAAUUUUUCCAGGAUUCUUUUCAGCAAUUCCUUCAGGAAUCCCUUCAGAUAUUUCUCCAGGAAUUCAUGCAGGCAUUCCUCAAGGAUAGGAUUUCAUCCAGGAAUUUCUGUAGGGUCUCCUAGAAAUUAGGGUAUCGCGCUACUUGGGCGGUGGUUUUCUUCGUCUGUUAUUUUCGUCUGUUUUCCACUGUAACUCGGUCAAUUUUGAACCGAUUGACUUGAAAUUUUGUACACGGGUAGAUACUAUACCUAUCUCACCGCAUUCCAAGAAUUGUGUCAAUUGGUUCAAGAUUGACUGAGUUAUAGUGGAAAACAGACGAAUAUAGAAGCCACCGCCCAAGUAGCGCGAUUCCCUACCUAAGAAAUUUCUUCAUUGAUUCCUCCAGAAAAUUAACUAGGAAUUGAUCUAGAAAUUCCUCCAUAAAUUAUGUCAUCCAAGAACUUCUCCAGGAAAUCCUUCAGGGAUUCCUUCAAAAAUUCUUCUAAGAUUAUCUCUAGGAAUACCUUUGGGAAUUUUUCCAGGAAUUCUUCCAGAUUUUCCUCCAGCAAUUGCUGCAGCGAUUCCCUCAGGAAUUCUGCAAAGAAAAUUCAUCCAGGAAAUUCUACGGGGAUUUCUGCAUGAAUUUCUCCAAGGAUUCCUCCAGGGAUUUUUCAAAAAUUCCCUUGAGGAUUUCUUCAUCAAUUCCUCCAGGAAUUCCGCUAGAAAUUCCUCCAGGAACUUUUCAAGAUUUUUACAUAUUUUUACAAAAAAAUCUCGCAGACUAUAGAGAUUCCUCCAAAAAUUCAUCCAAAAAUUGUUUCAAGAAUUCCUCUACAGAUUCCUCCAGGUAAUCCAGGAUGUAUAAGGGAAUAGAUGAAUAAAGUUUUGAAUGAAUAUAAAGGGUUAUUUUUGGAGGGUAUUGCUAGAGAUAUUGCUGCAUAAAUUCUUAGAGUAAUUUGUUAUGCAUCCAAUGGAAGAUUUUCUUGAAUAAUCCUCGAAAAAUAUUAGAAGAAACUGCUGAGAGAAUCCAGGGGAUACUUAAAAAAUACUGCGGAAAGUUCUGAAUGAAUCUCCGAAAGAAAUUCUCAACAUAAUUGCUGGAAUAUUUUCAUAAAAAAAAACUUGGUGGAGAAUCUAUCAGAAUCCAUGAAGUUUUUCUGAUUGGAUGCUUUGGAAAAUUUUUAGAGGAAUCUCUAGACUAAUUUCUUAAGAAAUCCUUGGCAAACUUCUUAAAGCCUUUCUGGAGGAAUUAAAAAUAAUAUAUGGAAGAUUUUCGAAAGGAACCCAUCGAGAAAUUUGCGAGGCACUUCUGAAGAAAUACAUGGAAUCCAUGCAAGGAUUCCUUAAAGAAUUCUUUAAGAAAUUUCUGGAGAUCUCUUGAGAUUUGAGAUUUUUUUGAAUCAAUCCGUGAAAAAAUUCCUAGGGGAAUUUUUGAGGAAAACCGUAGAUACUUAAAUUUUCAAAGGAACCGCACGAGAAGUCCUCCAGAAAUAUCUCCAGGAAUUCCUCUAGGAUUUAGUCCAGGAAUUUCUCUAGGAACUCCUGUAGGGAAAUCUCCAGGAAUUUCUUCAGGAGUUGAUACAAAAAUUGCUCUCGGACAUUCUUCAGAAAUUAAGUCAGCAAUUUCUCCAGAAAAAUCUCCAGGAAUACCGUCAGGAUUUUUUAGGAAUUCCUUCAGGCAUUUCUCCAGGAAUAGCUCCACAGAUUGUUUUAAUGGUUCCUCCUGGGAUUUCUCCAUGAAUUUCUGCAGGGCGUUUCUGAAGAAAUCCUUCAAAGAUUCCUCCAGGAAAUACUUCAAAGAUUCAUCUAGGAAAUCCUCCGGAAAUUCCUCUAUGAAUCUUCUAGAGAUUUCUUCAGAAAUUCUUCCAGGAUUUUUUCCAGGGAUACUUUCAGGAAUUCCUCUAAAGAUUCCUCUAGGAGUUGCUUCAGGAAUUCCUCCUGGGAUUUCUCACAAAUUUCUCUAAGGAUUCCCCUAGGCAUUAGUUCAGUAAUUCCUUCGAAAAUUUCUCCAGCAAUCCCUUCAGAAAUUCCUCUAGAAAAUCCCCCAGAAAUUUCUCAAGGGUUUUUUUUCAGAAAAAGAAAUUUCACAGAAUUCCUUUAGAGAUAUCUCCAAAAAUUAAUCAAGUAAAUUUUUCAAGAAAUCCUCUAGAGAUUCAUUCAGGAAUUCCUUCAGGGAUUCCUCCAGCACUUCUCAAAGGAAUACUUCUAGGCAUUCCUCCAGGCAUUCCUUCAGGAUUUUAUCAAGGAAUUUCUCCAGGAACUCCUCCGGGAAUAACUCCAGGAAUUUCUUCAGGGAUUCUUCCAGGAAAUGCUCCUGGACAUCCUUCAGAUUUCUCCACGAAUUUCUGCAGGGAUUUUUUCAGAGAUUCUUCCAGGAAAUUCUUCGAAAAUUUCUCCAGGAAAUCCUUCUAAGAUUCAUCCAGGAAAUCCUCCAGAAAUUCCUCCAAGAAUUCUUCCAAGAAAUCCUUCUGGAAUUCUUCAAGGGAUUUUUCUAGAAAUUUAUCCAGAAUUCCUCUGGAGAUUUCACCAGGAGUUGCUCCAAGAGUUCCACCAGGUUUAUUCAGGAAUUGCUACUGGGUCUCAUCUAAGAAUUCCUCCAGGAAUUCAUUUAAAAGUUGCCCCAGGCAUUCUUUCAGGAUUCUCUCUAGAGAUAUUCAGGAAUUGCUUCAGGGAUUCCUCCAGGAAUUCCUUCACGGAUUACUCCAAGAAUUUCUUCUGAGGUUCCUUCAGUAAUUUCUUCAAGACUUUGUCUAGGAACUCCUCAAGAGAUUUCUUCAAAAACUUUUCUAGGGAUCCCUCCCAGAAUUCCUCCAGGUUUUUUUUUAAGAAAUUACUCCAAGGAACCCUCCAGAAAUUAAUCUAGGAUUUCUUCUAAGAAUUCCUCAAGAGAUUUCUUCACCAAUUUCUCGAGGGACUCCUCUCAGACUUAAUCCAACAAUUCCUCUUGGUAUACUUUUAAAUAAUACUCCAGGGAUUACUUCGGAAAUUCUUACACGAUUUUUCCUGGAAUUCUUCCAGGGAUUGCUCCAGGAAUUCUACAAGUGAUAUCUUCAGAAAUUCCUCUCAGGUUCUUUUCUAAAUGUAUUUUGAAGUUCCUUCAGCAAUUUCAGAAAUCCUUCAGUCAUCUUUUCCAGGGAUGUACCCUAGAAUUUCUCUAGGAUUACCUGAUAGUUUUUUUUUUAUUAUUUCAACAAUUUCUGGAGGAAUUUAUCCAGCGAAUAGUAUUUGAAGAUAAUUCAAUAAAGCUGCAUUCAAGAACCAGGAAAUUAUCCGAGGAUUCUUUCAGUAAUCCCUCCAGCAGUUUCUUCAGAAGUUUACUCAGGGAUUCCAUUAGUAAUUAUUCUUUCAAUAAGCGAGACUAUUAGUCCUCCAUGGAAUCUUCCAAGCAACACACAUGCCACAAAAGAGUCAUGGCAGGGCAGGUUUUGGGUUAUGCAGAAGUCACAGUGACUUACUUUAAACAUCUAAGUAUUUACAUGCUAAAAGUGCUUUCAUACAUUUCUCCAGGGAAGCCUUCAGGAAAUCACCCAGGGAAGACUCUUUCAGAUUUCUCCCAUGAAUUCAUCCCGAAAUUGCUACGAAAGUUGCACAAGGAAUUCCUCCAGGAAAUACAUCUCAAAUUCUUCCAAACAUUUCUUUUUGAAUAAACUCUAGAAUUUUUUAAAUUCUUCUAAGGAACCUUCUGGAAAUACGUUAAUUUACAUUUCUGUAGGAUUAUGCUCUGACAUGAGUGCAUGCAGUAUAUGGUUGUACAAUACCACCUUUAGAGAGGUUCCAGCAAGGAUGUACUUGGAACAAUUCAACAGAAGGUUUAUUUUCAGAGGAAUAGAGGUCCAGGACAUUCCAAGAUAGCCAAUAAGUAUUUGGACAGGUUUUCACUAUGUUGUACUGGAAAAAAUAUGUUGAAGUAAAUCAUGAAGAAAAGUCUGGGUUAGUCCUCAAAAGUGUUCGAUAUUUCUAAAAAAGUUUAUUUAUAAUUACUUACGAAUGCUUUCUUGAUGCACAAAAAUUCUGAGCUUCAGAAGAAAUAACGCACGAGUAAAUUAAAAACCUUAAGGCCGGACGGGACGGUGGUUGAAUCGUCCGCCAUUACUCUGUUGCUAGUAAGAUGCAAAUCUCAACUUCUACUUUAUAUUAUUGACUAUAAAUUUGAUCGUUCAUUUGCUCACUUGUGGUGCACAAUCCACUAAAGUUUCAGCUACGUCAGUGCAGUGGAAAUAGAUAUUCGCUUCUUCAAAAUCGCGAGGCAAAUUGUUAGAAAGAGAGGGAAGAUAGGAAAAAUUACACGUCGUCCCGUGCGGCCUUAAUCUUUUAGAAAUUGGCCACCGCUACCAGCACUACCUCGAUUUGUGUAGAACAGGCGAUCUUUUCAACGUAUUGUACAAAAUACAACAGUGUGACUGCUUAAGGGUUUAAAAACGCUUUUGAAUAUAAUGUUAUUAUUUUCAAUUUCAUCGUGUUGCGUUUAGUUGCUAGUUGGUACACAUUUGCUCAAAGAGCUUCGCCCCCCCUCCCCUCCCCUCCCUGACCGAAAAGCUGGCUACGCACUUGAGCUGUAGUGAGCGCUAUAGAUCAUCACGAAAUUACGUUUAAUUUAGGAAAUUAUACUAUUAGAUCAAAACUCCCCGUACGUAAAGUUGUGUUUUAACCAAAAAUAAAAAAUCUCUAUUUUACGGAAUUUUGUGAAGAUAUUGUAGUUCUAAUAGUUCCACCUUCUCACAAUCAUUCUGAAAAUGUAUUCUUAUGUACUUGAUUAUUUUCAAGCAAAAAAGCAAUAAGGUUGUCACGAUCAAUGCUGAGCUCGAACUUAAAAUUUAUCUUGCAUUAUACGUACUCAAUAGUGUUCCGUAAAUUUUAAAGAAUUUGCGAUUAUAAUCAAAAUGAAAAUGUAUCAAAACAGUAACAUAUGUAAUGUUCUACUAAUGUCCAUGAAAUUCAAAAAUGUAUAUAUGUUGAACAGGUGGGUUUGAGGUUAGGGAACCGCCACUGUACGUAAUAUCGUAAAGAUUACACUAGUUUACAGCAUUUUUGAACUCGGUAAGCUGAUGAUCAUUUUUGGUGUAGAAUCAUGCCCUGAGUUCGAAAACGCAAAGGAAAAAAAUUACAGUAGAGCGGAAAAUUUUUCGACUUUCCAUACAAGGUUGAUGAUUUGAAAUCGAUUUUUGUUCUAUUUUUAAGCAACGUUGCUCACUUCACACACCUCAUUCUCCGUAAUCAAUGCUCCGAUUGAGCUGAAUUUUUUACUGUAACUCGCCUACAUAUGAUAUGUCAAAUAAACGUCGAGAAAGAAUUUUUAAGUUGGUUUUUUCUUAUUGAAAAAAAAUACAUUUCUUCAAAAAAAUUAGGGAAUUUUGCUAAAAUUAAAGAAGAUCAUCCCUAAAACUCGCCAAUAUCUUGAAUUUCAUCAAUCUGACGCAAAACCUGUAUUCAGAUGACCGAAUGGUAUUGUAUUCAGCUUUUAAUUUAUGGAAAAAGAUUUAAAAUUGGUUGAACAAAACGCAAUAUAUUUGAAUUUUAGUAAAUUACAUAUUUUAAAAAGUUGCAAAACUCGAUAUUGAGCUAAAUCUCAAAAACUGUUCUACUUUAAAUUUUUUGAAGGUCGGUUUCGAAAUCAGCACUAAAUUGUGCUUCAAAAAUUUUGGUCGUUGACAGAAGUUCACGACUUUCGUUUUAUUUUGUAAACUUGUGUUAUACAUUCAAAGUUUACAAACUUCUCAAAAUUAAUCUGGAAAGCAUUCUCAUGCACUCUUGAUCAUCUUCAAACAAUAAACUCCAGGGGUUGUUACGAUGAAUGUGAAGUUCAAACUGAAAAAAAAAUCCCUGUACUAUUCGCAACUUUGUGAAUGUUUUGUGGUUUAUAGGAAUCAAAAUUCUUUCAAUUGUUUAGAAAUGUUGUUCUCAUGUUCUUGUGAUUUCAAAAAAUAAAGACAGUGGUAUUCGCGAUGAAUGCUGAGUUCGAACCGCAAAUAAAAACUUCCUGUAUUAUACGUAAUUUUGUGAAAAUUUUGUAGCUUCCUAAAUUCAAACUUCUUACAAUCACUCUGAAAAGGUAUUCUUAUGUACACGUGAUUGUUUUCAAGCAAUCAAACACAGGGGCUGUCGCGACGAACGUGUAGUUAAAAUCAAGAUUUAAAAUUCCCUGUAUUGCACGUAAUUUUUUGAAGAUUUUGUAGUUUUCAAGAAUCAUACUUAUCAUGCGCAUGUGAUUGUUUAAAAAAAUAAUACACAGGGGUUGUCGCGAUGAAUGUUGAGUACCAACCACAAAUACAAACUUCCUGUAUUAUACGUAAAAUUGUGAAAACUAUGAUUCAUACUUCUCCCUAUCGCUGUGGAAAUGUAUUCUUAUGUAUGUAUGUAAUAGUUUUGAAGCAAUGAGAUACAUGGAUUGUUGCGACGGGCGUGAAGUGUAAAACAGAAAAUACAAAUUUCCAGUAUUUCACGUAAUUUUGUGUUUUUUUUAGUUCCUAAGAUUUACACAUUUCACAAUUGUUUUGAAAAAGUAUUCUUAUGCACAUGCGAUUGUUUUCAAGCAAUAUAACACAGGGGUUGUUACGACGAAUGUGAAGUUCAAACCGAAUAUUUUCUGUAUUAUACAUAAUUUUCUUGAAGAUUUUAUAUUUUUACGAUUCACACUUCUCACUUUUGCUUUGAAAAGUAUUCCUAUGUGC
Molecule: messenger RNA, 12818 nt
Organism: Aedes albopictus (Asian tiger mosquito)
Lineage: Eukaryota; Metazoa; Arthropoda; Insecta; Diptera; Culicidae
Exons: 2
Coding region: 911-3235 (774 amino acids)
Source: RefSeq, a predicted model, not a curated record